AUGAGGGUCGGUUGGGCGAUCCGGGCGCUGCUGCUGCUGCCCCUGGGGCUGUGCGGGGCCCCGGCUGAAUUUCUCGGGGCUUUGGAUGCAGAAGGUGUUUUCUCCUAUUUUGGAACCAGCUCAGUGGCUGAUGCACCCGAGUUUGUUGUUGCUGAGCCAACUUGCCCUUGUAAGGAGGAACAGAUGGGGCUGAUGUCCUGUCGAAUUCAACACUGCUCCUUUGAGGCCUGGGGAGAACUCUAUGCCUUUGAGUUUCUAGAGGACCAUGCCCUCCUUUCUUCUUCCUUCGUGAGCCAUCAAGUGGUGAACUCUUCCUUUAGCCUCCUGAAGCAGUUCUCCACCAACUGCUUUGCAGGUGGAAAUCCACUGCAGCCUCCUGGGGCUGAGUGUAGAGUCACUUACUGUGAAGGACAGCUGCAAGGAGUCGUCAUUGCAGAUGAGGAAAAGAUUCAUAUCAGGCCUGUCAGAAGCAAAGAUGUGGCCCUGCUGAAGGACCUUGGCUUCUCCAGACCCCACAUUGUCUUCAGAAACCCUGCAAGAGCGGAAGGUACAGCAAGAGGGCCUUUUCCUCCUUGCCUUCAGAAGAGGGCUGAGGGAGCUGUCAAACAUCUGGAGCUGAUGGUUAUAGCAGGCCCAGAUGUUUACUCGUACCACAAAGAGGACACGGAGCGAUAUAUUCUUGCCAACCUGAACAUUGGGGCAGAACUGCUGAGAGAUCCCUCCCUGGGUGCUCAUUUCAGGGUUCAUCUUAUGCAAAUGCUUGUUUUGAGAGAACCAGAGGCAGAGGUAAACAUCACAACAAACAUCACCUCCUCACUGAUCAGUGUUUGUGAGUGGAGCAAGAAGGUCAACCCCCAGAAUGACUCUGAUCCCCAGCAUGCUGACAUUGUCCUCUAUGUCACCAGGUUUGACUUGGAGUUACCUGAUGGGAACAAGGAGCUCCGUGGAGUGACUCAGUUAGGUGGAGUCUGCUCCUCCUUCUGGAGCUGUGUCAUUACCCAGGACACUGGCUUUGACCUGGGAGUUACCAUAGCCCAUGAGAUUGGGCACAGUCUUGGAAUUCCCCACGAUGGAGAGGGCAAUCGUUGCAGCAGCAGUGGUUACAUCAUGGGCUAAGCAGGAACCCACAGCAGCAUCGACCUCUCCUGGUCACAGUGCAGCCGAGAGGAGUUCCUGGCCUUUGUCAGCACAGGCCAAACAAACUGCUUAAAUGACCUGCCGGACACGGACGGCAGCAUCCCUGGCUGGAAGCCUGGCCUGUACUAUGGAGCAGAUGAGCAAUGCAAAAUAGCCUUUGGGAGUGCUGCCACAGUGUGCACCUUUGCUGACAGCAAUGUUGACAUAUGUGAAGUUCUCUCAUGCCAUGUAGAACCAGGAGACAAAUCCAGCUGUAAUCGGCUUCUUGUUCCCCUCUUGGAUGGUACUGAGUGUGGCAUCAAUAAGUGGUGCUCCAAGGGGCAGUGCAGCUCUCUGGAAGAGCUGAACCCCAUGGCUGCAGUCCAUGGGCACUGGUCUGCCUGGAGCCCCUUCUCCUCCUGCUCCCGCAGCUGUGGAGGGGGUGUCGUGCGGCGGCAGCGGCUCUGCAACAGCCCCAGGCCUGCUUUUGGGGGGCAAGAAUGUGAUGGUGCCGGCAUCCAAGUGGAGAUGUGCAAUACUCAGGCCUGUUUGAUGACCCAGGAGGAUUUUAUGGCUGAACAAUGUGCAGCAACAAAUUCAAAGCCACUGUAUCUCACUGUGGAAGCACCAUCCUUUUAUACCUGGACUUCUGCUGUUGGCUUUGCCAAAGGGGACUUGCUGUGCAAGCACAUGUGCAGGGCUGUUGGAAAGGAAUUCAUGGUCAGGCGUGAAGACAGUUUCACAGAUGGAACCAGAUGUGAGCAGGAGGAGUCUGGGCAGCACGGGGCUUUCCAUCUGUGUGUCAUGGGAAGCUGCAGAGCUUUCGGGUGUGAUGGCCAGAUGGACUCCAAAAAGAUACUGGACUCUUGCAGGGUCUGUGGGGGUGAUAACACCACCUGCACUGAAGUGAGUGGAUCUUACACAGAAGGAAAAGCUAAAGAGUAUGUCACGUUUCUGUCCCUGCCUCGUCACGCCACCUCGGUCCGUGUUACCAAUCAGAGGCCACUCUUCACACACCUGGCUGUGAAGGUUAAAGGAGACUACGUGGUUGCUGGAAAAGGAAAGAUCUCACUGAAUGUCACCUAUCCGUCCGUUCUGGAGGACAGCCAGGUCAAAUACAAAGUGUUUCUCACCAAGGACAACCUGCCAAGCCUGGAGGAAGUCCAUGUGGAUGGGCCAACAGAAGAAGAAAUGGAAAUACAGGUCUAUCGGAGGUAUGGAAAAGAAUAUGGCAAUGCCACCAACCCAGACAUCACCUUCAGCUACUUUGUUCCCAAAGACAAUCUGACCUAUAAGUGGAUUCCUCAGCAGGGACCGUGUUCAGUGACCUGUGGGGAAGGGACACGACCAGUGCAUCAUGUGUGCUUUGACCAUUCAAAGAAUGAAAUAGCAGAGGAUCAGUGGUGCCUGGGGCUGCCACAGCCCCUUUCAGAGCACAAGGCCUGUGCCAUGGAGCCAUGUCUGUACAGGUGGAAGAUGUCUCAGAUAGAGGAAUGCUCUGCUGCCUGUGGAACUGGAGUCGCCCAACAGAAUCUGACCUGUGUCCAGUUUCGUGAUGGAUUGGAGACUGUUGUGGAUGACAGCUUGUGCCCAGCAGAAGAGAAACCCCUCUCCACUGUGCCAUGUGUGGUUAAUGUCUGCCCUUUAGGCUGGGAGAAAGAGGAAGAUGCAAACUCACUGCAGACAUCGGAGUCACUCGGGCAUAUCCAGGUGGAAAAUCAGCCCGUGUAUGUCUGGAGCCCUCAGGCUGGAGAGUGUUCUGUCUCCUGUGGGAGAGGUGAGACUCAGCUACAAUAUGUAUGUGUGGCUUUUGACACCAAAGAACAAACCCAAGAGGAAAACUGUCAUCCAGUGCCAAAGCCAGAGAGCAGAGUGGAAGUCUGUGAUCUCAGUCCCUGCCCACCAAGAUGGAAGGUGACCCCAGGUGGCCCCUGUUCCUCCAGCUGUGGGCUUGGGUUGGCUGUUCAGCUGGUCACCUGCGUGCAGGUUCACCAAGGCAAGGAGGUUUUGCUAGAGGAGCAUCUGUGUCCUGUGGCAGAGAAGCCCCUUCCCAGUGUGCCCUGUGUCAUCCGGGUGUGCUCUUACGAGUGGAGCUUCAGUGAGUGGACAGAGUGUUCAGCUUCCUGUGGGAAUGGCAUCCAGACUCGACAGGAUUUCUGCCUCAACUCUCUGACCCGUGGGCCCGUGAGCCCCGUCUUCUGCAGGCACUUCCCCAAGGCCAUCGUGGUCCGUGGCUGCUCUGCAGGGCCUUGUCCUGAGCAGGUGGCUGGGGCUGGCUCCCCUGGAGCAGAACUGCAGACAGUGACCCCAGCCACACAUCUGACCACAGCUGCACCUGCCCAAGAGGCAAGAUACAAGGAGCUGGGUCUUCCUGCAUCUGCUGUGCUGCAGGAGCAGACAAAGACCAGUGCAGGUGUCUGUGGAAGGCUCUUUCUUAAUGCCAGUGGGAUGAUCAACAUGACAGGUGUGGAGAGUCGUGACUGCACGGUGGCCAUUGGGCGUCCCCUCCGGGAGGAGAUCACCCUCCGAGUCCUGGAGAGCUCCCUCAACUGCACUGCAGGUGAGGUUGUGCUGUUUUCUGGGCGAAUGAUGUGGAGGACAGGCUGCAGGAAGCUCCCUUUGUCCCUGAUCAAUUCCAGAACAAAUACACUGAUUGUGAAACAGCGAGUUUUGCUGCCAGGAAAUGGGAUCAUUCUUCAGUACAACAGCAGAAAUGCAACUAAAAAAUAUUACCAAGACUGUGACAAGCAGCUGUUUGGUCCCCAAGGGGAAAUAGUGAAUCCUGUGCAGUUGCCUGAUCAAAGGCAAGGGGUGGUGUGUCGGACCUUCAUCAACGUGGCUCCGCGGCAUCGCGUAGCCAUCCGUGCCCUGUCCAUUGACCUGGGCAAUGACAGCAACCAGACACAUUUUAAUUACAUCCUGGUCCGUGAUGUGAGCACCAUGAAGACAAUGGUGUUCCGUGGGAAGCAGCAGUUCUUCUGGCAGUCAACAGGAAGCCAAGCUGAAAUUGAAUUUCAUGAAAAUGUUAAGGAUCACCAAACCAGUUUCUGGGCUGAAUAUCAUGCUAUUGAACCCGAAUAA
This is a messenger RNA of Chaetura pelagica (chimney swift), 4197 nucleotides long. RefSeq names its product ADAM metallopeptidase with thrombospondin type 1 motif, 13 (gene ADAMTS13). Gene Ontology annotation, biological process: extracellular matrix organization; proteolysis. Gene Ontology annotation, cellular component: extracellular matrix. The transcript is spliced from 29 exons. Gene Ontology annotation, molecular function: metalloendopeptidase activity. NCBI's taxonomy places the organism in Eukaryota, Metazoa, Chordata, Aves, Apodiformes, Apodidae. The record is from RefSeq and is a predicted model, not a curated record.